Messenger RNA from Zingiber officinale, 402 nucleotides. Its product is annotated as CRIB domain-containing protein RIC10-like. The coding region runs from base 1 to 402 and encodes 133 amino acids. The record is from RefSeq and is a predicted model, not a curated record. Lineage: Eukaryota; Viridiplantae; Streptophyta; Magnoliopsida; Zingiberales; Zingiberaceae. The transcript is spliced from 3 exons.
AUGGAAAUAGGGUUCCCAACAGAUGUGAAGCAUGUCGCUCAUGUUGGCUUCGACAACCUGCAUGGAACCUCCCCAUCUUGGAUGAAUAACUACAAGGCCUCACCUGACUACUUCGCCUCUGGUUCUUUCAGUCAUCUCGAUUCCACAAGCAACUCCUGGGCUUCCCUAGAUUUUGAGCAGAGGGGGCUUCAACCUGCUGCAGCAGCAGAUCCUCCUGGUACAGUGCCAGAGCAUCCAUGUCCAGAGCUGCCGAGGGCACCUAAAAGGCCCAAGAAGAAGAAGGAGAAGGUGAAGUCCCCUUCCCCGACGAGAUCUUCUGCAGCAUCAACAGAUUCAUACUCCACGGCAAUGGAGGAUGUUGGUGAUCAAAUGAGGGGGACUUUUAGAAUAUAUAUAAAUUAA